AUGGCACAAGAACUUCGUUUUGAUGGUCGUACUGUUAUAGUUACAGGCGCUGGUGGUGGGCUUGGACGUGCUUAUGCACUCGUCUUCGCUUCUCGAGGUGCUAACGUUGUAGUUAAUGACCUCGGAGUAUCACGAGCAGGUGAAGGUCACUCGUCCGCAGCUGCUGAUAAAGUAGUUGAUGAAAUUAUCGCUGCUGGUGGUAAAGCUGUAGCAAAUUAUAAUUCCGUUGAGGAUGGUGAUAAAAUAGUAGAAACUGCUCUCAAAGCAUUUGGUCGUGUUGACAUUGUAAUCAAUAAUGCUGGUAUUCUACGUGAUAAAUCUUUUGCAAGAAUGACUGAUUCUGACUGGGAUCUCAUUCAAGCUGUUCAUGUUCGUGGUUCAUACAAAGUCACAAAAGCUGCUUGGGCUUUAUUCCGUAAACAAAAGUAUGGGCGAAUCAUUAAUACAGCUUCUGCUGCCGGUAUUUAUGGUAACUUUGGUCAGGCUAAUUAUAGUGCAGCUAAACUUGCAUUGGUGAGUUUUACAAAAACACUUGCUAAAGAAGGUGCAAAAGAUAAUAUCCAUGCCAAUGUUAUUGCUCCAAUUGCUGCAUCUCGUAUGACGGAAACUAUUAUGCCACCAGAUGUUCUUGAAUCACUUAAACCUGAUUAUGUUUCACCUCUUGUCCUCUAUUUGUGUCAUGAAUCUACCGAAGAGAGUGGUAGUUUAUUUGAACUUGGUGCUGGUUUCGUAGCUAAAUUACGUUGGGAAAGAUCAAAAGGUGCAAUUUCAAAAGCAGAUCCAAAUUUCUUACCUGGAGCUGUAGCUGCGAAAUGGAACGAAAUUACAGACUUUUCUAAUCCUACUUAUCCUAAUGCCAUAACUGAUACCGAUUUUGUUAGUUUAUUGGAACAUGCAAAAUCUUUACCACCAAAUCCUAAGUCAGAUGAUUUCAAAUUUGAUGGUAAAGUUGUCUUAGUAUCAGGUGCUGGUGGUGGUCUUGGUAAAGCUUAUGCUUUAUUAUUUGGUAGAUUAGGAGCUUCAGUAGUUGUGAAUGAUCUUGGAGUUAAUACUCAUGGGCAAGGAAUAUCGGCAAGUGCUGCCGAUAAAGUAGUCGAAGAGAUAAUUAAAAAUGGUGGUAAAGCUGUGGCAAAUUAUGAUUCUGUUGAAGAUGGUGAAAAACUUAUUGACACAGCCAUAAAAGCCUUCGGACGUAUUGAUGUUAUUGUAAAUAAUGCUGGUAUAUUACGUGACAAAUCAUUUGCAAGAAUGACUGAUCAAGAUUGGGACUUAGUACAAAGAAUUCAUUUACGUGGAACUUACAAAGUCACUAAAGCUGCUUGGCCUUAUUUCAUAAAACAAAAGUAUGGUCGUAUAAUAAAUACAGCAUCUUCAGUUGGUCUCUAUGGUAAUUUUGGUCAAGCAAAUUACACAAAACUUGGUAUACUUGGUUUAAGUAAUACUCUUGCUUUAGAAGGUCGUAAAAAUAAUAUUCUGGUGAAUACCAUUGCACCUAAUGCUGGUACUCGUAUGACUGCCACUAUUUGGCCACCAGAAAUGGUUGAAGCUUUCAAACCUGAAUAUGUAGCACCAUUUGUGGCAUUCCUUGCUCAUGAAUCAUGUCCUUCAACCGGAAAUGUAUUUGAAGUAGGCGGUUGUUGGGCUGCUCAAGUUCGAUGGCAACGUUCUGGCGGAGUUGGUUUCCCUACAUCAAAACCAUUGUUACCAGAAGAUAUUCGAUCUAAAUGGGAUGCUAUCACAAACUUUGAUGAUGGUCGUGCGACUCAUCCUAGAACUACACAAGAAGCUCUUCAACAAUUCUUUGAAAACUUUGCUAAUGCUCAAUCGGCUGAAGCUAAAAAUAAAACAAAACCAGAACAAUCUAGUUCAAGUAAAAUUGAUCUAGAAGCUGCCAAGAAAAUGACAUUCGAAAAACUCGAAUUCAGUUACAAUGAACGUGAUGUUAUUUUAUACGCUUUAGGAAUUGGCGCAACUCGAAAUGACUUACAAUGGGUAUACGAAAACAACGAAAAUUUUUCCGUUGUACCAACCUUUGGUGUUACUCCAGCAGUUAUUCUCACGAGUUCGUUCCCACUCACAUCAAUUUUGGGUGAUUUUAAUUUUAUGAUGCUUUUACACGGAGAACAGUAUCUUGAAUUAAAGAAGCCAAUUCCUACUUCAGGAAAAUUAUUUUCAACUCCUCAUAUCAUUGAUAUUCUUGAUAAAGGAAAAGGAGUAUCUAUUAUUAUUGGUAUAACUACCACAGAUGAAAAAGGCGAAGUAAUAUUUAUAAAUGAAACUAGUUUAUACAUUCGAGGAAUUGGUGGUUAUGGUGGAAAAAAGACGGGAGAAGAUCGAGGUGCUGCAACUGCACCUAAUGUACCACCCCAAAGAGCACCUGAUGCUGUCGUUCAAGAAAAAACUACUGAAGAACAAGCUGCAUUAUAUCGUCUUAGUGGAGACUUGAAUCCAUUACAUAUUGAUCCUAAUAUGUCCGCAAUGGGUGGUUUUAAAGUUCCUAUUCUUCAUGGAAUGUGUACUUUUGGUAUUUCAGGAAAGCACGUUAUUACAAAAUAUUGUAAUAAUGAUCCGAAACUUUUCAAGAGUAUCAAAGGACGUCUUGCAGUACCCGUGUACCCUGGUGAAACACUUGAAACACAAAUGUGGAAGGAAGGAAAUAAAAUUAUUUUCCAAACACGUGUCGUUGAACGUGAUGUCAUUUGUUUGACUUCAGCUGCAGUAGAAUUAAAUGUACCUGGAGGUAGUACCGAAAUUACAAAAUCUCCUAGUGGAAAUAGUGGAAAUCUUAAUGUUCCUGGAUUCAAAGCUUCAGAAGUAUUUGAACAAUUAAAAGCUAAAUUGGAUUCAUCUUCACCAUCAGAACGUCAAGCACAAGUUAAGAAGGUCAAAGGAUCCUUCCAGAUAGAUGUUACGAAUGCUGAAGGAAAAAAACAAUCAUGGUAUAUUGACUUCAAGAGUGGUGAUGGUUCUAUUGGAGUCGGUCCUUUCCCCAAGAAAGCAGAUUCUAUUAUUGGUGUUAGUGAUUCCGAUUUCUUGGAUUUGGCAAGUGGUAAAUUAAAUGCUCAGAAAGCAUUUAUGGCUGGUAAACUUAAGGCAAGUAACAUGAUGCUCGCUACUAAACUUGGGGAUGUGUUAGCGGGAGGAAAAACGAAAUCGAAGUUGUAA
This is a messenger RNA of Diversispora eburnea, 3165 nucleotides long. Lineage: Eukaryota; Fungi; Glomeromycota; Glomeromycetes; Diversisporales; Diversisporaceae. The record is from the annotation of a GenBank genome assembly.